Molecule: messenger RNA, 5940 nt
Organism: Neohortaea acidophila
Lineage: Eukaryota; Fungi; Ascomycota; Dothideomycetes; Mycosphaerellales; Teratosphaeriaceae
Product: 1,3-beta-glucan synthase
Exons: 2
Coding region: 1-5940 (1979 amino acids)
Biological process (GO): (1->3)-beta-D-glucan biosynthetic process; fungal-type cell wall polysaccharide biosynthetic process
Cellular component (GO): plasma membrane; 1,3-beta-D-glucan synthase complex
Molecular function (GO): 1,3-beta-D-glucan synthase activity
Source: RefSeq, a predicted model, not a curated record
AUGGCCCACUACCAACAGGGCUAUGACGAGGGCUAUGGCCAGCAAGGCGAAGGCCAGCAUGGCGAAGGCUACUACCAAGACGACCAAGGUUAUUACGACCAACAAAACUACAACCAGCACGACGGCUACUACGAUGACAAUGGAUACUACCAAGGCCAAGAAGGCUACCAGCAAGACGGAUACUACGAUGCUGGCCAGCAAGGCUACCAAGAUGAAUACUACAAUGACCAGUACUACGACCAAGGCGCUCCGCAGGCCGGCCAGGGCUACGCUCGUGGCUACUCUGGUCAGCGACGGACUGGUGGCCGACGCGGCAAUGAGUCCGAGGAGGACUCCGAGACCUUCAGUGACUUCACCAUGAGAUCCGACAUGGCCAGAGCCGCCGAGAUGGACUACUACGGCCGUGGCGACGAGAGGUACAACUCUUACGGCGAGGGUGGCGGUCGUGGCUACCGACCCCCUUCCUCCCAGAUCUCCUACGGCGGCAACCGCUCGUCGGGCGCAUCCACUCCAGUCUACGGCAUGGACUACACCAGCGCCCUGCCCGCCGGCCAGCGCUCCAGAGAGCCAUAUCCGGCGUGGACGUCUGACGCCCAGAUUCCCCUGUCCAAGGAGGAGAUUGAAGACAUCUUCCUCGAUCUGACGGCCAAGUUCGGUUUCCAACGCGACAGCAUGCGCAACAUGUUCGACCACCUCAUGACUCUUCUUGACUCCCGCGCCUCCCGCAUGGCUCCCAACCAGGCCCUGCUCUCGUUGCACGCCGACUACAUUGGUGGAGAGCAUGCCAACUACCGCAAGUGGUACUUCGCUGCUCACCUCGACCUUGACGAUGCCGUCGGUUUCGCCAACAUGAAGCUCGGCAAGGCCAACCGUGCCACUCGCAAGGCCCGCAAGGCGGCCAAGAAGGCUGCUGGCGCGAACCCGGCGAACGAAGAGCAAACGCUCGAGAGCCUUGAAGGUGACAACAGCCUGGAGGCUGCCGAGUACCGCUGGAAAUCUCGCAUGAACCGCAUGUCGCAGCACGAUCGGGUCCGCCAGAUCGCGCUCUACCUGCUCUGCUGGGGCGAAGCUAACCAAGUUCGCUUCAUGCCCGAAGUCCUCUGCUUCAUCUACAAGUGCGCCGACGACUUCUUGCAAUCUCCCGCCUGCCAAAACCGUGUCGAGCCGGUUGAGGAAUUCACGUUCCUCACCAACUGCAUCACCCCGCUCUACAACUACUGCAGAGACCAAGGCUACGAGAUCUACGACGGCAAGUACGUGCGCAGGGAAGUCGACCACCAGAAGAUCAUUGGCUACGACGACAUGAACCAGCUCUUCUGGUACCCCGAGGGUAUCGAGAGGAUUGCUUUCGAGGACAAGAGCCGCCUGGUCGACCUUCCGCCGGCCGAGCGCUUCGAGCGUCUCAAGGAUGUGGUGUGGAAGAAGGCCUUCUUCAAGACCUACAAGGAAACUCGCUCCUGGUUCCACAUGCUCGUGAACUUCAACCGCAUCUGGAUCAUUCACAUCGUCGUUUACUGGUUCUACACUUCGCACAACUCGCCCACCCUGUACACCCAGAACUAUCAGCAGCAGCUCAACAACCUGCCUCCCACCUACAAACAAUGGUCUGUCGUGGGUUUCGGUGGUGUCGUCGCCUGCGUGAUCCAAAUCAUGGCCACAGUCUCCGAAUGGCGUUACGUUCCUCGUCGCUGGGCUGGCGCUCAGCACUUGACGAAGCGCUUGCUCCUCCUCAUCGCCAUGCUUGUCGUUAACGUUGGGCCCGCCGCCUACAUUUGGGCAAUUCCGGAGCAGUCAAUCAAUACGGAGGUUGCACUCAUCCUUGGUGUUGUGCAGUUCCUGGUCGCACUCGCAACCUUCCUGUUCUUCGCUAUCAUGCCUCUUGGUGGCCUCUUCGGCAGCUACCUUAACGGCAAGCGACGCCAGUAUGUGGCCAGCCAGACGUUCACCGCCAGCUACCCUCGCCUCAAGGGCAAUGACAUGUGGAUGUCGUACGGUCUAUGGGCGCUUGUCUUCGCCGCCAAGCUUUCCGAAUCGUACUUCUUUCUGACGCUGUCGCUCCGAGAUCCCAUUCGCAUCUUGUCCACCAUGACAAUCACCAACUGCGUGGGGAUCAAGUACGUCGGAACCAUCCUCUGCGACAAACAGCCCAUCAUCUUGCUCAUCUUGAUGUACUUCACCGAUCAGAUUCUGUUCUUCUUGGACACUUUCUUGUGGUACAUCAUCUGGAACUGCAUCUUCUCCGUCGCCCGCUCGUUCUACCUCGGUGUCUCCAUCUGGACGCCGUGGAGGAACAUCUUCUCCCGCCUACCAAAGCGCGUGUACUCGAAGAUCCUGGCCACUACCGACAUGGAGAUCAAGUACAAGCCCAAGGUGUUGAUCUCGCAGAUCUGGAACGCCAUUGUGAUUUCCAUGUAUCGUGAGCAUUUGCUUGCGAUUGACCACGUCCAGAAGCUGCUCUACCACCAGGUCCCGUCUGAGCAGGAAGGCAAGCGCACACUGAGAGCACCAACGUUCUUCGUCUCUCAGGAGGAUCACUCGUUUAAGACCGAGUUCUUCCCUGCCUUGUCCGAGGCGGAGCGGCGCAUUUCCUUCUUUGCACAAUCUCUCUCCACGCCCAUUCCGGAGCCUCUUCCGGUCGACAACAUGCCCACAUUCACCGUCUUGAUCCCGCAUUACAGCGAGAAGAUCCUGCUCUCGCUGCGUGAGAUCAUUCGCGAAGACGAGCCAUACUCGCGUGUCACCAUGUUGGAGUACCUGAAACAGCUUCAUCCCCACGAGUGGGACUGCUUUGUCAAGGACACCAAGAUCCUGGCCGACGAGACCUCUCAAUUCAAUGGCGACUACGAGAAGAACGAGAAGGAUACGGCGAAGAGCAAGAUUGAUGAUCUUCCCUUCUACUGCAUCGGAUUCAAGUCAGCCGCUCCGGAGUACACUCUUCGCACUCGUAUCUGGGCAUCCCUCCGCUCGCAGACCCUCUACCGCACCAUCUCGGGUUUCAUGAACUACAGCCGUGCCAUCAAACUGCUCUACCGUGUCGAGAACCCCGAAGUCGUCCAAAUGUUUGGCGGCAACUCGGACAAGCUCGAGCGCGAGCUGGAGCGCAUGGCCCGCCGCAAGUUCAAGAUUGUCGUGUCCAUGCAGCGCUAUGCCAAGUUCUCCAAAGAGGAGCGCGAGAAUGCCGAGUUCUUGCUCCGUGCCUACCCCGACUUGCAAAUCGCCUACCUCGACGAGGAGCCUCCCGCCAACGACGGUGAAGAUCCCAAACUGUACUCUGCCCUCAUCGAUGGUCACUCCGAGAUCAUGGAGAAUGGCAUGCGUCGUCCGAAGUUCAGAAUCUUGCUCUCCGGUAACCCGAUCCUGGGUGAUGGAAAAUCAGACAACCAGAACCACUGCCUCAUCUUCUACCGCGGCGAGUACAUCCAGCUGAUCGAUGCCAACCAAGACAACUACUUGGAGGAGUGCUUGAAGAUCCGUUCCGUCCUGGCUGAGUUUGAAGAGAUGACGACCGAUAACGUCUCGCCAUACACUCCCGGCCUGCCCACUCCGAAGACCAACCCUGUUGCCAUCCUUGGUGCCCGUGAAUAUAUCUUCUCCGAGAACAUUGGUGUUCUCGGUGACGUUGCUGCUGGCAAGGAACAGACGUUCGGUACCCUCUUCGCUCGUACAUUGGCUCAGAUCGGUGGCAAGCUCCACUACGGCCAUCCCGAUUUCCUCAACGGUAUCUUUAUGACCACGCGUGGAGGCGUGUCCAAAGCCCAGAAAGGUCUGCAUCUCAACGAGGACAUCUAUGCCGGUAUGACUGCUUUGCUCCGCGGUGGUCGCAUCAAGCACUGCGAGUACUACCAGUGUGGCAAGGGUCGUGACUUGGGCUUCGGCUCCAUCUUGAACUUCACCACCAAGAUCGGCACUGGCAUGGGCGAACAAAUGCUCUCCCGCGAGUACUACUACCUCGGCACCCAGCUUCCUCUGGAUCGCUUCCUCUCGUUCUACUACGCCCACCCCGGUUUCCACAUCAACAACAUGUUCAUCAUGUUGUCGGUGCAACUGUUCAUGUGGUGCUUGAUCAACUUGGGAGCGCUUCGCAACCAGACCAUUGCCUGCCACUACAACCGCAACGUGCCCAUCACCGACCCCUGGUACCCGACUGGCUGCUCCAUGACCUCUCCGCUCAUGGACUGGGUCGAGCGCUGCGUGCUCUCCAUCUUCAUCGUGUUCUUCAUCUCUUUCGUCCCCCUGACGGUCCAAGAGUUGACGGAGCGUGGUUUCUGGCGCGCGGCAACUCGUCUGGCGAAGCACUUCUCCUCGCUCUCCCCUCUCUUCGAGGUGUUUGUGUGUCAAAUCUACGCCUAUUCCCUGCAGCAAAACUUGUCCUACGGCGGCGCUCGUUACAUCGCCACCGGUCGUGGAUUCGCCACUGCGCGCAUGCCGUUCGGUGUCCUCUACGCUCGUUUCGCUGGUCCGUCGAUCUAUCUCGGCGCUCGAUGCUUCAUGAUGCUGAUCUUCGGCACCUUGACCGUCUGGGGCUUCUGGCUGCUAUGGUUCUGGAUCUCGCUCCUCGCCUUGACCAUUUCGCCCUUCCUCUUCAACCCCCACCAGUUCGCCUGGGCCGACUUCUUCAUCGACUACCGCGAGUUCUUGCGCUGGCUGUCUCGUGGCAACACGAAGGCGCAUGCCGCCUCGUGGAUUGGCUUCGUGCGUCUGUCACGUACGCGCCUUACCGGUUUCAAGCGCAAGGCGCUCGGAGAGCCCUCGGCCAAGCUCACCGGCGACACCCCGCGUGCUCACUUCACGAACAUCUUCUUCAGUGAGGUCUUGGGCCCGCUCGUCUAUGUCGCGGUCACGCUUAUCCCAUACCUUUACAUCAACUCGGGCACCGGAGUCGACCCGAAGCUCCCCCAGAACCAAGGAGUUGACAUCACGCCAUCGAACCCUCUCAUCCGCAUUGCCAUUAUCGCAUUUGCCCCGAUCGGUGUCAAUGCCGGCGUUUCCAUUGGCUUUUUCGCAAUGGCCUGCUGUAUGGGACCGAUUCUGGGCAUGUGCUGCAAGAAGUUCGGCGCCGUCCUCGCCGCCAUUGCCCACGGCAUCUCCGUGGUUGUGCUGCUCGUAUUCUGGGAAGUCAUGCUGCUCUUGGAGGGAUGGAACUUCACCAAGGCGCUGCUUGGCAUGAUUGCGGUCGUUGCCAUCCAACGCUUCAUCUACAAGCUGAUCAUCGCCCUCGCGCUCACCAGAGAGUUCCGCGCCGAUACCUCCAACAUAGCGUGGUGGACCGGUAAAUGGUACGCCCUGGGCUGGCACACGAUGUCUCAGCCCGGACGUGAAUUCCUCUGCAAGAUCACCGAGCUCGGCUUCUUCGCCUCGGACUUCAUCCUCGGCCACAUUCUUCUGUUCAUUUUGCUGCCGGCGUUGCUGGUGCCAUACAUUGACAAGUUCCACUCGGUCAUGCUCUUCUGGCUUCGUCCAAGCCGCCAAAUCAGGCCGCCCAUCUACUCGCUCAAGCAGUCGAAGCUGCGCAAGCGCCGUGUCGUCCGCUACGCCAUCCUCUACUUCAGCAUGUUCGUGCUCUUCUUCAUCCUCAUCAUCGGCCCCGUCAUCGCGAACAAGCUCGGCGUCUUCAAGGACUUUGGCACCUCCACCUUCAAGAGCUUGGAGGGUGGAAGCUUCGCCCUUUUGCAGCCUACCAACUGGUACAACAACGACACGCGCAAUCACACCGUCACUGGCUAUGCUCUCACGGGUAAAGGCUCGGGCGCGCCUGGAGCCGGCAGCACUCAGACUACCACUGCUGGUGGUGGUGGCGGUGGCGGCGGUGCCAAAUCCACCAGCGACAAAACCAGUGCGUUCCCUACAGGGCUCUUCGGCGGCGGCGGAAAGAGAUUCGCAACGCCUACUGCCGAAUACCUGCAUCACCUGGCGUCACCAGUUGCCGUCCGUCUCCAUUAG